Molecule: messenger RNA, 4329 nt
Organism: Paralichthys olivaceus (Japanese flounder)
Lineage: Eukaryota; Metazoa; Chordata; Actinopteri; Pleuronectiformes; Paralichthyidae
Gene: dpp6a
Product: dipeptidyl-peptidase 6a
Biological process (GO): regulation of potassium ion transmembrane transport; proteolysis
Cellular component (GO): plasma membrane; voltage-gated potassium channel complex
Molecular function (GO): serine-type peptidase activity; potassium channel regulator activity
Source: RefSeq, a predicted model, not a curated record
CUCCCACCUCGUCCACGGCGUUCAGAUGACGCGCCUGCGCAAUGGCUGCGCGCCAAUACUCACAGACGCACACGGGGGCUCAGUCGGUGUUUGCAGGUUCGCUUUCCCAGUCGUCUCCGAAGUGGAUUAAAGAAAACACGACGAGUGGAGUUGGACCCGGACAGUUUUUAUUAGUUGGAACAAACUUCACCGCGGAUUUGAGGCGGAGGGAUCCGGCGGCACUUUCCCCGUGGAACAACAAACAGCGGACAUCGUGAAACCCUCAGCUCCACACCUGAGGAACAAGUCCCUGAUAUCUAAUGCGUCCCUGAGCGCAGAUACGCGUUUUACAAGCCGAUAACAGGAAGGCGACCCAACGCGCCAGAGGUUUUUCGCCAUGAACCAAACUGCAGGAGCCACAAAUGCGUAUCGCAGAUGCUCCAAGGGAGGAAAGGAGCUGGUGGGCAGUAACCCUCCGCAGAGGAACUGGAAGGGAAUAGCGAUCGCCCUUCUUGUCAUUCUGGUCAUCUGCUCGCUGAUCGUCACCUCCGUCAUCCUGUUGACACCAGGAGAGGACGACCGUCUGGCUCUCAAGGGCAAGGUGACGGUGGGAAACCUGUUCAGAAAAGACUUCAAGGUUCAUGACCCCAACGCCAAAUGGAUAAGCAGUAAUGAGCUGUUGUACCGCAGUCGUGACGGCGACGUCAUCAAGUACAACGUUGACACCGAUGAGAAGACGAUCCUGGUUCACAACAAAAAGUUUGAAAUGUACAAAGCCAGCAAGUAUGAGGUGUCGCCCGACAUGAAGCAUGUGCUGCUGGCCUACAACGUCGCACCGGUGUACCAGUUUUCCUACACAGCGUUCUACAUCAUCUGCAGUUUGGAGACUCCGGAGACGUGGAACUUGAACCCUCCGGAGGUGCGAAAUGCUCAGCUGCAGUACGCGGGCUGGGGGCCCCAGGGUCAGCAACUGAUCUUCAUUUUCGAGAACAACAUCUACUACCGCUCGACAGUGGAGAGCCGCUCCAUUCGUCUGGUGUCCACCGGGAAGGAGGGCGUCAUCUUCAACGGGCUCAGCGAUUGGCUCUAUGAAGAGGAGAUCCUGCGCUCCCAUGUGGCCCAUUGGUGGGCUCCAGAUGGAGCCAGGUUAGCGUACGCCACAAUCAACGACACCCUGGUGCCCAGGAUGGAGCUGCCCAUGUUCACGGGCACACCGUACCCGAUGGGGAAAGAGUACCACUACCCUAAGGCUGGUGAAGAGAAUCCAGUUAUAACUCUGUACGUCGUGAACCUUAACGGACCUCUUCACACCAUCGAGAUGAGACGACCCGAUGAUCCCAGGAUAGGUGAAUACUAUGUGACCAUGGUGAAAUGGGCCACCACCACCAAACUGGCCAUCAACUGGCUGAACAGAGCCCAGAACAUCUCCAUACUCACACUGUGCGAGGCCACAACAGGAGUCUGCACCAAGAAACACGAGGAUGAAAGUGAAGGAUGGCUGCACAGACAGAAUGAGAGGCCUCUGUUUUCCAAAGAUGGUCUCAAGCUGUUCUUCACUCGAGCCAUUCCUCAAGGAGGCAGGGGCAAGUUCUUCCACAUCUCCAUGUCCAUCUCUCAGCCCAACACCAGUACAGACACUCUGCAGUCCAUCACCUCUGGAGACUGGGAUGUCACCCAGGUCCUGGCCUACAGUGAGGAAAGCCAGCUGAUAUACUUCUUGAGCACUGAGGACGGUCCAAAGCGAAGGCAUCUGUACAGUGCCGACACUUUUGGUUCGUUCAACCGUCGCUGCCUGUCCUGCGCCCUGUCCGACAGCUGUGGCUACAUUAGCGGCUCCUUCAGCCACAACAUGAGCUAUUUCCUUCUCAACUGCCAAGGCCCCGACAUCCCGUUUGUGGCCAUUUACGAGACGCAGAGAGACGCGGAAAGUGAGACGCAAGACAGAGAAAGUAUCACAGAAGUCUAUAAACUGGAGAGCAACGAGAACCUGAGGCUGACCUUGGAUUCCAUGCAGAUGCCCACGGUGGAGUACAAGGAGAUCAACAUGGAUGAUUACACUUUGUCGAUGCAGAUCCUCAAGCCCGCAGGCUUCGUGGAGACGUCGCACUACCCGCUGCUCCUGCUCGUCGAUGGGACACCUGGUGGUCAGAUGGUGUCAGAGCGGUUUCUCAUGGACUGGACCACGGUGCUGGUGAGCAGCUUCGGCGCCGUGGUGAUGCGCUGUGACGGACGGGGCAGCGGCUUCCAGGGAACCAACCUGCUGCACCGCAUCCAGAAGAAAGUGGGCGUGUUCGAGGAGCAGGAUCAGAAGGAUGCGCUCAAUUUUAUUUUGAAAGAGCCCUAUAUUGACAAAACCAGAGUGGGAGCUUUUGGACAGGUAUAUGGCGGCUACGUGACCAGCUUGUUGGUCAGCGGCGAGGAGACUCCAGUGAAAUGUGGAGCUGUGCUGUCGCCCAUCACAGACUUUGAAUUAUACGCCUCUGCAUUUUCAGAGAGAUAUCUCGGGUUGCCGAAACCUGAUCCACGCGCAUACGCAAUGGCAAAUUUAGCACAUAGAGCUUCUCAGUUCAUGGACAAGAAGUUUCUAAUCAUCCAUCCGACGGCUGAUGAAAAAGUUCAUUUCCAACAUACGGCAAAAUUCAUCGCACAGCUCAUCAACGAAAAGGCCAACUACACUUUACAGAUCUACCCAGACGAAGGCCACUUCAUCCACAGUGAAGCCACGAGGCAGCACCUCAGUCAGUCCCUGGUGAACUUCUUCGAGGAAUGCUUCAGGCUACCGGAGCGAGUGUUUGAGGAGGCUCUGGAGGAAGAGAGUGAAGAUGAGGGUUAGCUUGACCUUGCUGGGCUCCUGCGCCCCAGAGCCUCCCCGCCCAUACAGUCAUCCACCACAACACUGGCGUCCAAUAGUCCACAAUAUGCAACUCUCAUCUGCUCUUUCCAUUCGUUUUGGUUUCACAUUUGGACUCUGUCCGUGUCCACAUGUCGAACUUGAACUGCCCCCUCCAGCAGACGACGGAUCUACUCCUGCGUCCCUCCUCCUCGUUUUGUGCCCUGAGUUUGAAUCCAAAAAGCCGACAAAAGACCGCCGACUUGACGCGAUGUUUUGGAAUAUACUGAUCGACGUGACAGGAAGCAGUCUCCUUCGCAGCAGGACGGACCAGCUCCUCCAGAGCAGUGGAGAGGAAGCAUCGGCUCUCACACAGACUUUGACGCUGUGAGGAGAAGGAACACCGUGCAGCACAUAACUCGAGGGCUUGUAUAUUGAUGGAAAUCAGACGCCCGGUGGGGAAAAAAACGCUUCUGUGGGGCAUCUGGAAUCGUGCGGAUGCAGGAAAUGUAACUAUUUUUAAAGUCGUGAAGAACUUUCCUUGUUGGACUGUGGUCGUGUCCGUUGUUCUUAUGUAAAAUAGCACACAAACGUUCACUCAGCUAUUACGGAUACAUUUUCUUUUUGGAUUUCAUGUUUGCCCUGAUGUUGGUUUCAUCUUGUUGCCUCAUGUAUUCCAGUUGAAGCUGUCUGAAUUCUCUAGCUGGCAAAUUGUUUGGAAGAAAAGAAACUAUUAAUGUUCAUUUUAGAUUGUUUUGACCUGGAUUUAACAAACGAUCUUAAAAACAGAAACUUGUUUUAGUCACUGUGCCUUACUUUGUCAGAAAACGUCCUGCUGUGGGAUUCAUUUUAUUGGAGUGGUUUGAUGUUUUGGGAAAUUUAUUUAUUCGCGAUUUCUUCCUAAUCGUUUCAGUCACGACAAAAACAAAGUUACGGCCACCAGCUAAUUAGCCUAGCGUAAAGACCGAGGCAGAGCUAGUUAGGUGAGUUAGCUGUUGAUCUGCAAACUAGCUUAGCUAGCAAGGAAAUACAUCUUCACACGUACAGAACCUGCAUGCAUCAUUGUGGUGAAGAAAACGUUUGAGCGCUUCACAAACCACAGUGUUUGUUAUCGAAAGUUACUUAAACUUAAAUCUGUGAAUGUCGAACACGUAGGCGUGUUACAUCCUGAGAAUUUACGCAUUUGUAUAUAAGGGAAAACUUGUUCUCUUUACAGCCCGAGUCAUUGAAAUACAGAAUAUAAAAUGAUGAAUUACUGAGGCACAAGUUUCAUUUCCCAUUUUUCUAAUUUUUUCUUUUUAAUUGAAUGGUCAUUCGUGUUUCGUUUCAGUGCAUGUUCAGAGGUUUUUUGCAGCACUAUCCCUGAUCAGUUCCACAUGGUAAUUUUGACAUCUUGAAUGUUCCUUACUGGAUUGCAUAAAUUACAUUUCCAGUAGUAUUGUGAUUGAGAACCCAGUCUCGUCAGCUUGAUGUGUAAAUGUUAUUCAAAUAUCAUUUUAUUCUAAAUAGAAAAAAAAACA